Rattus rattus (black rat) is the source of this 1594-nucleotide messenger RNA. Its product is annotated as biotin--protein ligase-like. NCBI's taxonomy places the organism in Eukaryota, Metazoa, Chordata, Mammalia, Rodentia, Muridae. The transcript has 4 exons. Gene Ontology annotation, molecular function: biotin--[biotin carboxyl-carrier protein] ligase activity. The record is from RefSeq and is a predicted model, not a curated record. Bases 37 to 1482 code for a protein of 481 amino acids. Gene Ontology annotation, cellular component: cytoplasm.
CUGGCGCAGGCCGGGGCGCGGGCGCCGGCGCCGGCCAUGCUCAUCACGCUGUGCUACCUGUACCUGUGGGCGCGCUGGGGGCGCCGGCCGGCCGCACUGGUGCUCUCCACGGUGCGGCGGCUGCGCGCCUCGCGCUGCUCCUUCACCUUCUGCCGCGCGGCCGCGCAGCCCGGGGGCGCGCGCGUGUGCCUGAGCCGCGGCGGCCGCGUCUUCUGCGUCGGCGAGAGCCAGUCUGUUGAUGACUUGAACAAAUGGGCCCUGUUUCUCGUGUCCCCCUUCAUACUUGAGGCAGAACAUAUAGCAUUUGUGACAGAAAGCAUUUGGGUACAAGGCACCAGUUUCCAGGAGCCAUUGUCUUCAGAAACCGUUGUAAAAUGGUCGGACUGCUGUUUGCCGUUAGCUUGCCGCCCCGGGGAUCCCUACCAACUAAUUGCUAAGGCAAGCGUGGACAACUUCAGCAAGCUGGGGGUGGCCUUCAUGGAGGACAGGCUCCAGAUGGAUAACGGCCUGAUAGCCCAGAAGAUCGUUUCAGUUCACUUAAAGGACCCUGCUCUGAAGGAACUCAGCAAGGCCUCCAACAAACAAGUGCAGGCCCCACUCCCGAGCCCAGAGGCUUCCCUGGGGGCCCAGCCUGUGCAAGGUGUCAUGGAGCAAGCUGGUCAAGGUGACUGGAAGGCUGCUGGUGAAGGCCCUUCCCCACCGAGGAGAGGCUGUGCCCCUGGAAGUGAGUCUGCUGCAGAUGGAGAUCCAGGGCCAGGCUCCACUGAGCUCUGUCAGCUUCACCUGUCCAGCUGCCACGAGUGUUUGGAACUUGAGAACAGCACCAUCGAGUCGGUGCGAUGUGCGUCUGCAGAGAACAUUCCAGAUCUUCCCCGUGAUUGCAGCAGCAGUGUGGAGGGUACUGCGGGCGAACUCUGCCCUGAACGGAAAGGGAAGAGAGUCAACAUCUCGGGAAAGGCGCCCAACAUCCUGCUGUACGUGGGCUCUGGUUCCGAGGAAGCCCUGGGCCAGCUCCAGCAGGUGCGAUCUGUCCUGACGGACUGUGUGGACACGGACAGCUACACUCUCUACCACCUGCUGGAAGACAGUGCUCUGAGGGACCCGUGGCCAGACAACUGCCUCCUGUUAGUCAUUGCCAGCAGGGACCCUAUCCCCAAAGGCAUACACCACAGGUUCAUGGCCUAUCUUUCUCAGGGAGGGAAGGUGCUGGGCCUGUCUUCCUCCUUCACCUUCGGUGACCUUCGGGUGGCCAGGAGAGACGUGCUACGGAACACAGCCCAGAACUUGGUUUUCUCUAAGGCUGAUGGGAGUGAGGUACGGCUCAGUGUCCUGAGCAGCGGCUACAUUUAUGAGGAAGGCCCGAGCCUCGGCCGGCUCCAGGGCCACCUGGAGAAUGAAGACAAGGAUAAAAUGAUUGUGCAUGUGCCUUUCGGAACCCAUGGAGGUGAAGCCGUUCUCUGCCAGGUACUGGGGUGGUGUUGAUGUGAUGCUUUGGGGGUAUAUUUGGGACCCAGUGUGCUCUUUAAGGCCUGGGAGGUCCCAGGAGGGGCUGGGACAGUAACACAGCAGCAAAAUGCUUGCCUCUUGAGCAUGA